UCUGUUUUCUACGAGAAAACCCUAGCUCUGCGAGUAACUGCUACAUUGCAGGCGGCAAGGACGGCAAUGGAGGGGGUUAAGGCAGGAAGGACCGUGAAGGAUGUGUCACCGCACGAGUUUGUCAAGGCAUACGCUGCCCAUCUUAAGAGAUCCGGCAAGAUUGAACUUCCUCACUGGACUGAUAUUGUUAAGACUGGAAGGUUCAAAGAACUUGCUCCAUAUGACCCUGAUUGGUACUACAUAAGAGCUGCUUCCAUGGCAAGAAAGAUCUAUCUGAGACAAGGUAUUGGCGUGGGUGGUUUUCAGAAGAUCUAUGGUGGUCGCAAAAGGAAUGGUAGCAGGCCUCCACAUUUCUGUAAGAGCAGUGGCGCAAUUGCUCGCCACAUUCUCCAGCAACUGCAGAAGAUAAAUAUCGUUGAAAGCAAUGAGAAGGGGGGAAGGAGAAUCACUUCUCAGGGUUGUCGUGAUCUUGAUCAGGUUGCUGGGCGUGUGGUGGUCAUUUCAUGAAUGACUUGAGAGAAUAUUGCUCUCAAUCAUCGAUCAGAUCUUUUAAGCUUCUUGUUUUUUGCUAACAUUUUUUCAUGUAAUGUUUCUGAACACAUGCUUUUGAAGCUCGGUGUUAUUUGAGUUAUUCUCUUCUCCUGCUUUAUCUUGUAUGCAAGGGACUUAGAACUUUAUUCAACCUUAUAUUGGCCUUAAAAUUUGAUCCAUGACCAUUGGAUGAGGUACCCAAA
Dendrobium catenatum is the source of this 734-nucleotide messenger RNA. Its product is annotated as 40S ribosomal protein S19-3. The record is from RefSeq and is a predicted model, not a curated record. Lineage: Eukaryota; Viridiplantae; Streptophyta; Magnoliopsida; Asparagales; Orchidaceae. The transcript has 4 exons. Gene Ontology annotation, molecular function: structural constituent of ribosome; RNA binding. Gene Ontology annotation, biological process: translation; ribosomal small subunit assembly. Gene Ontology annotation, cellular component: ribosome; cytosolic small ribosomal subunit. Bases 67 to 507 code for a protein of 146 amino acids.